Budorcas taxicolor (takin) is the source of this 1182-nucleotide messenger RNA. It is a transcript of the gene ZNF200, whose product is annotated as zinc finger protein 200. The coding region runs from base 1 to 1182 and encodes 393 amino acids. NCBI's taxonomy places the organism in Eukaryota, Metazoa, Chordata, Mammalia, Artiodactyla, Bovidae. The record is from RefSeq and is a predicted model, not a curated record. The transcript has 4 exons.
AUGGCUGCAAAAGUGGUCCCUAUGCCCACCAAGCCAAAACGGUCCUUUAUACUGAGAGUCCCUCCCAACUCCAAGCUGGGCCAAGACCUACUCCGAGAUGCUACUAGUGGACCCAAGACCAUCCACCAACUGGUUCUGGAGCACUUCCUCACCUUCUUGCCCAAGCCAAGCUUAGUCCAACCCAGUCAGAAAAUCAAGGAGACCUUGGUUAUUGUCAAGGAUGUAAGCUCAAACCUUCAGAAUAGAGUGCAACCUUGUCCCUUAGUGAAGCUUCUGCCUAGAGAAGGAAUCCAACAGAAACAGGAGACAGUAUCUCUGUGUCUGAAAUCUGAAUCUGAGAAACUGGUGGUCUUUGAGGAUUUGAAUGUAUUUCACUCCCAAGAAGAAUGUGUAAGCCUGGAUCCUGCUCAGCAGCCCACCUCAGAGAUGGAAGAAGACAGCAUUGGGGAGAUGAUGUUACUGGUCAGUGGCAAUAAUCCUGAGGGUGAAGAGCUUCAGACAGAACCUGUAGAGGAUGAAGAUCGUAGAGAAGAGUCUUCAGAUUGUGAUGAAAUGGAUUGUUCCAUGGUCCCUGAGCAGCCUCCAGAUUGCCAAAAAGAAAAAAGGUUAAAUACAUCUAUUCCAAAGGAAAGGAAAAUGAGAAAUCUUUUAGUUACCAUUGAAAAUGAUACUCCUCUAGAAGAACUCUCAAAAUACGUGGAUAUUAAUGUUAUUGCACUUACCCGAAAUCGUAGAACAAGAAGAUGGUAUACUUGUCCGCUGUGUGGGAAACAGUUUAAUGAGAGUUCUUACCUUAUUUCCCACCAGAGGACUCACACUGGAGAAAAGCCCUAUGACUGCAGUCACUGUGGGAAAAGCUUUAAUCAUAAAACAAACCUUAAUAAGCAUGAGAGAAUCCAUACAGGAGAGAAGCCUUAUUCAUGUUCUCAGUGUGGGAAAAACUUCCGUCAGAAUUCUCAUCGAAGUCGCCAUGAAGGAAUCCAUAUAAGGGAAAAGAUACUUAAGUGUCCAGAAUGUGGGAAAACCUUCCCAGAAAACAAAGAGUUUGUGAUUCACUUGCAGAGUCACAAGGCCAAGAGGCCAUAUGGUUGUAAAAAGUGUGGGAGAAGAUUUGGUCGGCUAUCAAACUGUACCCGGCAUGAAAAAACCCACUCAGCAUGUAAGACCCGAAAACAGAAGUGA